Aspergillus ibericus CBS 121593 is the source of this 1874-nucleotide messenger RNA. It is a transcript of the gene pfa4, whose product is annotated as putative palmitoyltransferase with autoacylation activity Pfa4. Bases 142 to 1410 code for a protein of 422 amino acids. Gene Ontology annotation, molecular function: protein-cysteine S-palmitoyltransferase activity. Gene Ontology annotation, biological process: peptidyl-L-cysteine S-palmitoylation; protein targeting to membrane. Gene Ontology annotation, cellular component: endoplasmic reticulum membrane; endoplasmic reticulum; Golgi apparatus. The record is from RefSeq and is a predicted model, not a curated record. Lineage: Eukaryota; Fungi; Ascomycota; Eurotiomycetes; Eurotiales; Aspergillaceae. The transcript has 5 exons.
AGUAUUUCCACGCACAACCCGCGCCGGCCACGUGAGCUGAGUCAGCGGACCACGUGGCUGCUCACCAUCUCGUCCUUUCCAUUCUCCUUUCGAUCCAUCGCGUCUGCCGUGUCGUGGCUGAAGGAAUAUGAAUCCAACGGCAUGGCGGGAUCUUCGUUUCGGAUCUCGCAACUGGCGAUUCCAUCCGUCUGCAUCCUGAUCAGCUUCCUCGCAUACAGCUCGCAAUACUUCUUCCUGUACUUCGAGCCAGCUCCCCUCCGGGACACCGAGCUUUGGCGCCUUAAUAUCGCGGCCCUGUGCAUCUGGAUAUGCUACUAUCGAACCUGCACCGUAGAUCCUGGUCGCAUCCCCAAGAACUGGAAGCCGGUAGACAGUAAGCAACUUGAAGCUGACCGAGCCAGUGGACGGUCCCGAUGGUGCCGGAAAUGCGAGGCUUCCAAGCCGCCAAGAGCCCAUCACUGCCGCACAUGUCAAAGAUGCAUUCCGAAGAUGGAUCACCACUGCCCGUGGACAUCCAAUUGUGUCUCCCACUUCACCUUUCCUCACUUCAUCCGGUUUUUGUUCUAUGCCGUCACGGGAAUGUCUUACCUUGAGACUCUUCUGUAUGAGAGAGCGUCGAUCCUCUGGGCGUCCCGACACCGCCCAAGCUAUCUUGGUCCCAGCGCGCUGCAAAUGGCUCACCUGUUUGUUCUCUUCGUAGUCAACAGCUUCACGGUUUUCUUCUUGUUGGUCCUUCUGGGCCGGACCAUCUGGUCGCUGAGUAUCAAUACCACCACCAUUGAAGAAUGGGAAAUUGAACGGCACCAGACCUUGGUGCGUCGAUCCAGACACUUUGGGGGAUACCUAACAGGACCGGGGGGCGUCAAGAUCCGCAUCAAGAAGCAAGAAUUUCCGUAUGACAUUGGGAUCUGGUCUAAUAUCAAGGCGGGAAUGGGCGGCAGCGCGAAUGUUCUCGGCUGGUUUUGGCCAUUGGCCAGAACACCCAACCGCCAGACGGGAUUGGAGUUUGAAGUGAAUGGAUUCGAAGACCCCGACGUUACCUGGCCACCGCCCGACCCGGAUAGGAUCCCGGUUGCCCGCAUGAACGAGAGCGAGUUCUCCGUUCCGGCGAAUGCGUGGUUAAGCGACCGGGAUGCUCGUCUUCCGAACGCCGAUCAGAAAAUCCGGCGUCGCAAGCGUUUCCAUGAUAGGGUCAAGGAAGGCCCCGCUCAAAGUGACACUUCACGCGAGUCAUCGCCCAAUUAUGACACCCAGUCUGAAGAUGGCGAGGAGGGCUGGCGAAACUCUGAAGGUGAACGGCUGCGCGAUUUCGGAGUGGAAGAGGACGUCGAGUUCUACGACGAGGAGGAUAUCCCGCUAGCCAUCUUGAUGCAGCAGAGAGCACGAAACAGUGACAGUCGGCACAUGUAACCAAGCUGUUUAUGAACACAGAUCCUAUAAACAGAAAUCAUACUCUUCUCGCAAUACCCCUCAAGCGUUUGUAUCCCAGGUACUGGCUACCAUCCUCGUGUCGAGUGACGGCUGUAUAAAGAACAUCGCAAAUCUGCUGCACAACAUUCUCCCUCUUUUCCUCCGGCAGGACAUCCAGAAACGGUGCACCCAUGAGUCUAACCCAGCCAGCCAAACCCCCGUUAGCCGCGUCAGUCAGCUUCGUAGGUCGAUCCUCCAUCUCCAUCUUCUCGACGCGAAACCCGAUCGAGUCGAGUGCAUUCGUCAUCCAAGCCACCGAAGGGAAGAACCACGGGUUCACCUCCCUGGCCUUUUCGACCGAUAUGCCAUUCUGCACGAGCGCAUAGAUGAGAGCCGACUGAACCUCUGCCACAUUUCCGUGCCCGCCCAUUUCAAAAACGAAGACACCACCUGGUUUGAGACAG